ACGUUUAGUCAACGGUAUAAUAUAAAGCAGCAGCAUCAGUUAUCUCAUUAGUUAGUUACGUACGUUGCAGAGGAAGGACUUCAGCUAUGUUGUGGUACGAAUUACCGCUUCUACUUCUGUCGCUUCUGUUCGCACAACAUUUUGUCGAUGCGGCACCACGAGCCACAUUAGAACCGACGGUCACCGAGAAUUGCGGCUACAAGGCGUGUCAUGCCGUGGAUCCAACUAAACUUAAUAUUCAUAUAGUCUCACAUACUCAUGACGAUGUCGGUUGGCUAAAAACUGUGGAUCAGUAUUACUUUGGAAGUCGGUCUACGAUUCAAAAGGCCGGCGUGCAAUAUAUUCUUGAUAGCGUUAUUAAGGCUUUGCUGGCUGAUCCUAACAGAAGAUUUAUUUACGUGGAGACCUUUUAUCUCUGGAAAUGGUGGUUACGUCAAAACGAAAAAGUACGAGCCGAUGUCAAGAUGUUGAUCAACGAAGGACGAUUGGAAAUUAUCGGAGGAGCAUGGAGCAUGAACGAUGAGGCUUGUACUCAUUAUCAUUCGUUAGUCGAUCAAUUCACAUGGGGAUUCAGGCGACUCAAUGACACGUUCGGAAGCUGUGCUAGGCCGCAUAUAGGAUGGCAGAUAGAUCCGUUUGGCCAUUCCAGAGAACAGGCUUCUCUCUUUGCGCAAAUGGGAUUCGAUGGGAUGUUAUUCGGUCGCAUUGAUUAUCAGGAUAAGAGCAAAAGACUGAAUGAUCAGUCGAUGGAAUUUAUUUGGAAAAGCAGUCCGAGUUUAGGCAAACGAGCGAAUCUGUUUACGACCGCAAUGUACAACACUUACAGCCCCCCACCAGGAUUUUGCUUCGAUGUUCUAUGCGCUGACGAACCAAUGAUCGAUGACCCCGAUAGCCCGGAUUAUAACAUCGAGAAAAGGAUCGAUGAUUUUCUGAAAUACGCGGUUACGCAAGCUAAUUAUUACCGAACGAAUCAUAUCAUAUUGACGAUGGGAGGAGAUUUCACUUAUCAGCACGCGGAAAUGUACUUCAUGAAUCUGGAUAAGCUGAUAAGAUACACAAAUCAGCGUAAUGGUUCCGCAGUCAAUGUGAUUUAUUCGACACCCUCAUGCUACUUAAAAGCCGUGAAUGAUAAAAAACUUCAAUGGCCUACUAAGAAUGAUGAUUUCUUUCCGUAUGCGAGUGAUCCUCACUCUUACUGGACUGGGUACUUUUCAUCGAGACCAACCUCGAAGUACUUUGAGCGUAUGGGAAAUAAUUUUUUGCAGGCAAGCAAACAACUCAUCACUCUGACAAACUUGAAGAAUCACGAUGAGAAAUUGGAACAUUUUCGUGAAGCGAUGGGAGUGAUGCAGCAUCACGAUGCCGUUACCGGCACUGAGAAGCAAUUCGUCGCGGAUGAUUAUGCGCGUUUAUUGUAUGAGAGUAUAUCUCACGGCGAAGAAAUAAUUUCGGAGGCCAUAGGAAAAUGGUCAGGAAUGACAAAUAUAUUGCAACCAUCCUUCAAGACUUACACAUGUUUGGAUCUAAAUAUUAGCUCGUGUGCAUUUUCCGAAAAAAAUGACACGCUCAUAGUAGUAGUGGUGUACAACCCCCUGAGCAGGCCUGUCUCUACUUAUAUUCGUCUUCCCGUUAAUGGAAAUUCUUAUGUAGUUACAUCAUUGAGCGACGGAGGAAGAUCUUUGGCCUCGCAGAUAGUUCCGAUUCCCGAAAGCGUACAAAAGAUCCCAGGAAGACUGAGCAAUGCAGUAAAUGAAAUUGUUUUCCAUGCGACAGAUAUUCCUGCCUUCGGUCUGCGCUUUUAUAGUGUUAAUAAAGAAUCGCAGGAAAAAAUAAUAAAACCUGAACCAACAGAAUUCAUAAAUAACGAGUUGUAUAAUAUAUCAGUCAAUAAAGACGGUAAUUUAAUGGUACACUGGAACAAAGAAAAAGACAUGAACCUCGUACAGUCUUUCCAUUUCUACGAAGGAGCGGAAGGUAAUAAUGAGGUCUUCGAAAAUAGAUCAUCCGGCGCGUAUAUCUUCAGACCUAAAGAAACAUCAGCCAAAAAUUUUGCAUACACCGGAUCGUACAAAAUUUAUAAAGGUCCUAUCGUACAAGAACUCCAUCACAUAAUAAACGAAUGGGUCAGUCAAGUAAUUCGAAUUUAUCAAGGAGAAGAACACAUUGAAUUCGAUUGGGUCAUUGGACCGAUACCUAUCAAAGAUAAAAUUGGCAAAGAAAUUAUUACGAGAUAUUCAAGCAAUUUAAAAACAGACAACGUAUUUUAUACAGAUACUAAUGGAAGAGAGAUGUUAAAGCGUAUAAGAAAUUAUCGGCCAACAUGGGAUUUAGAAUUGAAAGAACCAAUAUCUGGAAAUUAUUAUCCGGUGACUAGUAAAAUCGCAAUUAAAGACGAGGAGAAACAAUUUAAAUUAAGUGUUCUGAAUGAUCGUGCCCAGGGAGGAAGUAGCUUGCAGGACGGCGCCAUUGAAUUGAUGCUUCAUCGAAGACUUCUCAAAGAUGAUGCGUUUGGUGUGGGCGAAGCAUUGAACGAAACUGCGUUUGGCGAAGGCUUAGUAGUAAGAGGCACGCAUUAUCUUUUUGGAGGUAAACUGAAAAAUGUGGAUGAAUUCGUAUUGAAAGAGAAGGAACUGGCUCUCAAAUUGGCUCUACAUCCCUGGAUCAUAGGCAGCCCCAUUACCUCUGAACAAUAUACAAAUAUAUUGUCUAAAGUCAAAACUUUGGUCUCGGGUCUUACUAAAGCAUUGCCGCCAAACGUGCAUAUUCUUACUUUGGAGCCAUGGAAAGAUGACACGAUUUUGCUGAGAUUGGAGCAUAUCUUUGAAGUCGGUGAAGCGCAACAGUUGUCUCAACCAGUGGAAGUUAACAUCCAAGAUCUAUUUUCAACAUUCUUGAUUGAAUCGAUCAAAGAAACUACGUUAGGCGCUAAUCAGCUAUUAAGCGAAAAUAAUCGUAUGGAAUGGGAACCAGAGACAAACGAAAUUAUUUUAAACGAGGACGAUAACGUACAACCUGUAGAGAUUCAUGACAAUGUAGUCAAUGUUCUCUUAAAACCGAUGGAAAUAAGAACAUUCAUUCUUAAAGUGAAUCAAAGAUCUCUUUAAUUUUUCAGCGAAAAAAUAAAAAUAAAUUCUUUUCUCUC
Camponotus floridanus (Florida carpenter ant) is the source of this 3142-nucleotide messenger RNA. It is a transcript of the gene LManII, whose product is annotated as lysosomal alpha-mannosidase. Gene Ontology annotation, molecular function: alpha-mannosidase activity; carbohydrate binding. The record is from RefSeq and is a predicted model, not a curated record. Gene Ontology annotation, cellular component: lysosome. The coding region runs from base 87 to 3104 and encodes 1005 amino acids. Gene Ontology annotation, biological process: mannose metabolic process. The transcript is spliced from 17 exons. Lineage: Eukaryota; Metazoa; Arthropoda; Insecta; Hymenoptera; Formicidae.